CCCGUCGUUUCCGACGUCAUCCGGAAGUCGGGCGCUGGUCCCCUUACACUGCGCGGGUGUCUGCGGUUCCUCCUUCGGCUACCCCGGGGCCGAAGUGUACGUCGGGGAUCCCGUAGCCUUCGGCUUGUGUCUCAGCCGAGCUACUUGCUCCGCACGGGGCUGCGUGCAGCCUAUGGCGGGGGCCGCCCCGACCACGGCCUUUGGGCAGGCGGUGAUCGGCCCGCCUGGUUCAGGGAAGACCACGUACUGCCUGGGCAUGAGUGAGUUCCUGCGCGCGCUGGGCCGGCGCGUGGCGGUGGUGAACCUGGACCCGGCCAACGAGGGGCUGCCGUACGAGUGCGCUGUGGACGUGGGCGAGCUGGUGGGGCUGGGCGACGUGAUGGACGCGCUGCGGCUGGGGCCCAACGGCGGCCUGCUCUACUGCAUGGAGUACCUGGAGGCCAACCUGGACUGGCUGCGUGCCAAGCUAGAUCCCCUACGCGGCCACUACUUCCUCUUCGACUGCCCAGGCCAGGUGGAGCUCUGCACGCACCACGGCGCUCUGCGUAGCAUCUUCUCCCAGAUGGCGCAUUGGGACCUCAGGCUGACUGCUGUCCACCUGGUGGAUUCUCAUUACUGCACAGACCCGGCCAAGUUCAUUUCGGUACUGUGUACUUCUCUGGCCACGAUGCUACAUGUGGAGCUGCCCCAUGUCAACCUGCUCUCCAAGAUGGACCUCAUUGAGCACUAUGGGAAGUUGGCCUUCAACCUGGACUACUACACAGAGGUCCUGGACCUCUCCUACCUGCUCGACCACCUGGCUUCUGACCCUUUCUUCCGCCACUACCGUCAGCUCAAUGAGAAACUGGUGCAGCUCAUUGAAGACUACAGUCUGGUCUCCUUCAUCCCUCUCAACAUUCAGGACAAGGAGAGUGUCCAGCGGGUCCUACAGGCUGUGGAUAAAGCCAAUGGCUACUGCUUCGGGGUCCAAGAGCAGCGAAGCCUGGAGGCCAUGAUGUCUGCUGCAGUGGGAGCUGAUUUCCACUUCUCCACGUAUCCUUGCUCUCUAGCCUCUAGGCCACAGCCAAGGGGGGACAUGAGGCUCAGGAGUGGCCACAUCUCCCCUUGUAGAUGACUGAUCUCUUGCUGACCAGUUGGGCUCCUUGGUGACUGUCUCUCAGGUGCAAAGACUGGUCCCUUAGAUGGCUUCAGUGUUGGUUGUACCUGAGGACAAAGGAGGAUACUGAUCAGAAGGAGCAGCAAAUACGGAUGCAAAGAAAUGAAAAGGCAUUGGUCGUUUGGGAGAGAUGCAAGGGGUUCAGUUUGCUUCUUGUCCUGACUGUGAAAGGGAACGGGGGUGUAGGGGUGCAGGGGUAGUAGGCAGGGCUGACGGUGGGGGGCUUGCAUGCCCUGCUGAGGCGUGUGGACUUCCGCUUGUGGGUGGGCGGUGGGAACCAGCAUAGCCUGGUUGUGCAGGGUGUGACAUGGUCAGGUGUACGUUAUUUAAAAGCCCUCCGAGUGCAGAAAUUGCGUUUAAGGGAUGUGAGCGGAGGCACAAGAGUGUUUACAGUCUGUAGAUGGAAAGAGAUGAAACGUUAGUAGUAAGAACGGAAAGAAGGGUACAGAGUGGAUAAAAGGAGGUGGGCUACCAGCGUUGGUGACUGGGUGGUUAUGGGAAUAGAUGGAGGUGGACCAGAAGUGAGACUCCCAGGUUUCUGGCUAAUACAGCGGUACGUGUGGGCAGUUCUGUUGGUCACUGAGGCAAGAAAAGGAAGGGAAGAGGACAGGGUUAUCACCUGGAUGGGAGGGAUGGACGCUGGCAGAUGUGCUGUGUUUGAGGGGACCGUGCGACAGCCAGAGCUGUCAGCUAGACCUCCAGAACUGGAGCUGGAUUCGUGACCAGUGGGAUGGAGCUAAGGUCACGUGCAGGUGUCCCUCAGGUCACUGAGGCCGCGGGUGAGGCAGGACAGGAAGCGCAGGCCCACUAGGAUGGUUUCAGACAUUUGACACUUACACAGCAUGCUGGAGACCAGGGGGGCUCCAGAGCCCUUGGUAUGGAGGAAGAUCAUUCCAGCCAGUACCUUCUGAUCUGUGUCCGGCCCUGCCACACGUGGGAAACCAAGCUCGCAGGGAACCAGACAGGUUGUAAAUAAAAUGAUGGCGGUAGAGCGCGCAGUGCUUGCUGAAGGGGUUGAGCUGCUACCUCACACUUGCAGUUAAUGUGGGCAAGUUCAACUGCAGGUGCUCAGCAAACAUGUGAAGGGGCAGUUUCGGUAGUCCUGAAUUUUUUUGUACGCUGUGCGUUAGUUACUUUAUGCAUCCGUACGUGUUAUGCAAGGUUCUGUUUGUAAAACGGUACACUUUUUGAUAGAUGAUUUAAGGGAUUUUCAAAGGUAUUUUUAACCGUAUGCAUUUGUGCUGAUUUUAUUUAUUUUUAUUUUUUAUUAAAAAAAUUUUUUUGCGUUUAUUUAUUUUGAGAGAGAGAGAGUGGGGGGGGGGAGGAGCAGAGAGAGAGGAGAGAGAGAGAAUCCUAAGCAGGCUCCGAGCUCAGUUCGAUAUCUUGAACCGUAAGAUAUCACCUGAGCUGAAAUUGAGAGUUGGGACCCUUAACUGACUGAGCCACCCAGGCGCCCCUAUUUGUGCUGAUUUUAGAUUCUGCCCCCUACCCUAAUCCUCAUAAGGUUCAACUUCACUCCACAUCUAAGACAGUUAAGGAUUGGGGCACCUGGGUGGCUCAGUCAAUUGAGCGUCUGCCUCUUGGUUUCAGCUCAGGUCAUGGUCUCACGAUUCAUGGGAUCGAGUCCCGCAUCAGGCUCUGUGCUGCCAGCACACAGCCUGCUUAGGAUUCUCUCGCUCCCUCUCCCUUUGUCCCUCCCCCCAGCACGCUCAAGAGUGCACUCAAAAUAAAUAAACAUUUUUAUAAAAAGAUAACUAAGGAUUGGUAUAAAGAAGGGAAACAUCAGCUCUCCUGAGGAGCAUGUGGGUCAAGGAAGCUUCACCAAGGCAGUGGCGCUGGAAUUGUGUUAUCUUAAAGUGAGGGUUAACCAGGCUGAUUAAGAGGAAAAGGGAAUUCAAAGCAAAGAGAGUAGUAUAUACAAAGGCAUGGCGGUUCAAGGUCAAGGCACGUCUGGGGAGUUGCAAGUAGAAUAGCACGACUCGUGGGCAGGACAGGGCUUUGGCUGAAGAGCAGUGAUAGGGCCAGACAGAUGGUCAAAUAGAUGCAGGGUUCCAUGUGCCCUGCCCAGGAACGUGGACUCCAGGUGGAGUCCAAAUGCAAGUUUGAGGUUAUUUCAUGUCAAGGAAGAUGGACUCCACUCAUCCUGAGUGAUUCUCGGGGCGACUUGCACAGGAACAAGGCAUUAUUUCUUGAGAAAAAGAGAGGGGGAAGGGGCACAGGUUCAGAGUCUGCUUGAGUAGGGGUGCGGUGGAUUUUGGUGGAUGGAUCCCUAAGAGAUGAGAAAGAAAGUCCGUACCCUGAACAUCAUUUAGCGAACUACGUACUCUACUGGCAAAAUCUCAUUUAAUCCUCAUUCGGUCCCUUUUUUUUUUUUUUCCUCAAGUUCAUUUAUUUUGAGAGAGAGAGUAUCCCAGGUAUCUGCACUGUCCGCGCAGAGACUGAUGCAGGGCUUGAACUCAAGAACUGUGAGAUCAUGAGCUGAGCCGAAACCAAGAGUCGGACGCUGAGCCACCCAGGCGCCCUUCAGUCCCUUCGUAUAGAUGAGGCAGUUGGGGCUGUGAGAGUGACAGGUCCAAGGUCCUUCUCCCAGGAUGUGCUGGAAGGACAGUUCAAACCUCAGUCUCCCUGGUUGUGGAACCUCAGUUUCUACUAGGCGAACCUCACUGGAGUCACCUAGUAGAACAGCCACGGUGGCCAUCCUUCCGUGUCUAACUGCCAUCUCCUCCUCAGACCCACACCCAGGCCUCAGGCCGGCCAGCCUCACGGGGCUCACUCAGCAGUAUCACAGUCUUUUCCUCCGUGAGUCUGAUUGGCAUCCUUCCCACUCCAUGUCCCUGCUGUCCCAGAGAGGUAGAAAGAGAGAGGUAGAAGGCACCGGAUAGCGCAAGCAGAAGUUAGUUGUUAUCUUUGAGCUCCCCUGAGUUCCCUCCCGUGGCAGAAGAGAGGUCGGAAACACUUAGCACCUGCUGUGUACUAGGUGCCAUAGUAGGCACUUUGUAUUGUCUUCUUUGAGCCUCACAACUCUAUCUUACAGACGAGAAAAAAGGAUGUGGCAAACUCAGGAUUUAAACCCCCAGUGGUCUGGCUCCAGAGCACGUGACCUAACAUAGCUGCAGGGUUAGUGCCGUCUGGUCCUUUGAUCCUCAGCAAUGUGGGGAAGAGGCGAAUACAGAAGCAUUUGGGUCUGGAUUGUUUGUUUGUUUAAUGUUUGUGUAUUUUUGAGAGAGAGGAAUCAUGUGCAGAGGUAGGGGAGGGGCAGAGGGAAGGGGACAGAGGACCCGAAGUGGGCUCUUUGCUGACAGCACAGAGCCCGACGUGGGGCUUGAACUCACGAACUGUGAGAUUAUGACCUGAAGCGAAGUCGGACACUCAGCCGACUGAGCCACCCAGGGGCUGGGGUCUGGGUGUUUUGAGGGGCCUCUCAGACCCAGUGGGUGCCUAUUGCCUGGAGCUAUAACGGUGAGAAAGGGAGAGGGGUGGGAGCAGAAUCCGCCAGACGUGGCUAUCGCGAGGCAUCAGUAGAGGUCGGAUCCUGCCCAGACCAGUUCCCCACCCUUGCCUGUGCCAGCAUCCUUGA
Molecule: messenger RNA, 4733 nt
Organism: Panthera uncia (snow leopard)
Lineage: Eukaryota; Metazoa; Chordata; Mammalia; Carnivora; Felidae
Gene: GPN2
Product: GPN-loop GTPase 2
Exons: 4
Coding region: 173-1114 (313 amino acids)
Cellular component (GO): cytoplasm
Molecular function (GO): GTPase activity
Source: RefSeq, a predicted model, not a curated record